ACUUCCGUCGCGAACAAGAAACAAGAACAAUUGAGAAAUAGGUAGUGAAAAUAUAUGUGUUGGAUGCAAGAGGCGCAAGAAAGCCCGAUAAAGAAAUUGGAGAUGUUAAGUGAUUAAUUUAAGAACUAUAUCGUAUGAAAUAAGUAUAUGUUUGCGCGUUUGAUUGGUCACAUGUCGGGUUAGUGAUUAGUUGUACAUACGUCAGGAGGAGCUGCAUGUACCAUUUAAGAAAGACUGUAAUUCUGUUGCUUUUGCAUAGGGUACAAGCAUGACCUCCAAUAAUGCCGCUGAAGACUCUGUGAGAAGUGAUGGCAGUCAGUCAAGUAGUUGGGUUCGUUUUGAAGAGGAUGAUGGUGUUAAACGCACUACCCAAAAUAAGGAAACACCACUAAAUCAAACACAGCCAAUAGCUGCAGCAAUACAGAAUGCAGAUGAGUACAGUGGUGCUGUUAUCAAACCAGAAUUGGUCCAUAUGAAUGUUAACCGAAAUGCCAGUCGUUCUGUAUCUCCAGAUAAGCCAGAAGCUUCAAGUAAUAAAGAAACAGCAGUACCUUCCAGCAUCCCACAGCAGUACAGUGGUGCAGUCAAAAAUACGGAGUCAGCACAGCACAAUCUGGAGCACAGCAGCUUAAAUUGGUCUGUGGGGGAGGACCAACAGCGAUCAGAAUCAACUCCUUCAACUACUGCACCCAACAAACCCCAGGAUGCAAGAAUAGGCAUGUGGAAUGUAGAUCUAAGGGAUACAAAUAAUGGUAGACCUGCUCCAAGUACCAGAAUUUCAACUCUUGGGAACUCUGUGGUCAGACAAGGCUUUGCAAAUGGCGAUAUUGUUGUGACACUGCUUCCUGUUAAUACGAGAUGGCCUUGGAUCACCCCUGCACAGUUCCGUCCUGAACUUGUACCAGAGGAGCUUAUGGCACAGGGACUUACGCUUACUGUUGAAGACUAUGUACAUGUUAUGGAAAUUUUAACCAAUGACGUGCGUUUCAAUGUCUACAAUGUUUGCUACAAGCGCAUCCUUGUGGCUUGGAUCUUCACUGCAUUCAUUGUACUGCUUGGACUUCUGUUCUCUGGCGUAACAGGACUCACAUUAUUUGGACUGGGAGUCAUGUGGCUUGUCCUGAAUGCAGCAGCCAUAUUUUUAUGUAUGUGGAUCAAGAUCAAGUUGAAUCACAAUUUAGAACGUUGCAUGGCUCAAGUAAACAAGCACUUGCUAAGACACAAGAUCAUCUUGGGCUUGGAUGACAGAGGAAAGCUGUCAUGUCACAAAGUGAACCUCUGCUUCAUAUACUUUGAUACAGUGGACUGCAUUAAAAAACUUCAAGAGGUGAUUGAUAGAGAGGAGCGUGAAGGUCGCACAGUGAGUCGAGAGGGGACUUCAGAAGAAAGACGACAGCGGCAGCAGUUUCAACAAAGAAUGGACAUUGAAGACAGGGACAUUAUUAUUCAAGGCAGCAGUAUUACGCGCCUGUCACGCAAGCAGGAGCGUGCUGAGAUGGUUUUCCUACGCUACUCACAGCGCUGGGCUAAAGAGUUUGUACGCAGGCACCUGGAGCUGUCAGUGGAUGGUGCGGAGCGUGGAGGCUUCUCCAUGCCCCCCCCCCGCCACUGCAUCUCUGCCCGCUGUCCCUGUCAGUUCAUAGAGGAGCACCUGAAGUAUAAACCUCGAGCUGGUGGGUGCAAGCCAUGUGUGGCAUUUGUGGGAUCCUCAUAAUAGCUCAGAUGAUAAGCUUGCAGUUUCUGUGCAUACAUGAGUGACCAGCAUUUCAAUAUUCAGUAUUAAAUUCAAAAGCAGUUAUGAUAACAGUACAUACAAAAUGUGUGGUAAUCUGGAACAGUGGAAACAGUUCCAAGACAAGGUAGAUAAAAAAUGCUUACCACAUACUGCAUUGUUCUAAAUGUAAAAGAACAUUUAACAUUUUUAAUUUAAAGAAAUCAACAUCUUAGACCUUUUUAAUGUUUGGAAAUUCUGGACUUAUGCCACACAGAUAAAUUGACAACCCGAUUUUUGACAUAUUCAGUAAAAUGCAUUUAAACUCAAAGAGAAUUUGAACUACAGGAACAUGCUCCAGCGUAGGAGUCUUUUUGUCAUGGAAUCGUGUACUUACAAGGCAUUUAUGAUUGGUUUUUGGAAAAUGGUCAUUUAUCUGAAGCCAAGAAUUCAGUGGUCCACUACAAGUAGAAGGUUAUGGGCAACUUUUUCUUUCUGUGAAAGGAAUUAAAAUGUAUUGACACAUGUAAUUUUCUUUAAAAUGAUCAUUAGCAGAAGUGUUACAUUUUGAAUAAUAUGGUAUUCUGUAAGCAGAGAGGUGUACUGUUGUCAGUGGAUUCCGUCCUUUGUGCACUUAAUUAGUAGUAAUGUGUUGCUGCAGUAUGAAUGCUUGCUUACUUAAGGAGCUAAGCCCUUCUUGAGGAGAAGCCAAAUCUGCAGCUACUCAAGAAUUUCCCAGCAUUUUAUGGAACCCGAA
Molecule: messenger RNA, 2468 nt
Organism: Cryptotermes secundus
Lineage: Eukaryota; Metazoa; Arthropoda; Insecta; Blattodea; Kalotermitidae
Product: transmembrane protein 268
Exons: 8
Coding region: 269-1714 (481 amino acids)
Source: RefSeq, a predicted model, not a curated record